AUGUCCUUGUGUAAUCCCUUACCCCAUGGAUUAUUGGAAGAGCUUGGCAAACUUGCAGAGUUCAAAGAACGGGGUCUAAUUCUUGACCGUCACUUCGAGACGAUAAAAGCACACGUGAAGGCGGGCAACUCCGUUGCGGAGGAACAGUGGGCCACGCAGAUUGAUGGCGAAACCCAGGGUAUUACCAGCAGCACCCGCCUGUCCUCUUCAUCCCAACAAGAUGCCGGCAGCGCACGCGGUGCAGCAUCUUCUCAGCACCCACCUGCCGCAACAGCGGCUACCGCGAAGAGAAAGGUCGUGGAUCGAGGGAAGCAAGCCAGGGAGAGUGCUGCCAAAGGCAAUUCAGGCGGCAACAUCUGUAACGCGUUCGCGAUUGGCAGCGGACAACCGCUUCCCACCUCCGGCCCCGAGUCCCGCCGACCUUGCCCGCACUGUCCCAUGACCUUCGUGAACGAGCAAGGCCUUGGGAUCCACGUGAGAACGCAGCACUGCAGUGCAAACAUGUCCAACGGCGCGCAGCUGCGGCGCAUGCUACGGAGGGAUUCCGAAGGGAGUGUCCUGCCGUGGGAAGCAUCCGGGCCUAGGCGUUGUUGGCACGUGAAGGUCAAUGAUGCGACGGGGGCGGCUUCGCUUGUCCUCCAGCGGAAGCGCUUUCUCGAUCUCGACUUGGAUAGCGACGGCUUCAUGGACCACAAACCCAAGGAAACUCGUGGAGCUCCCAAGCGCAGGCGAUACGACUUCACGUUCAAAGCCCAUGCUGUCAACCACCUGCGCAUCCUCCAGGAUAAUGCCGAAGACCUCUGGAAGGAGGACACUAUCGUGCAGUGGGCCCAGAACGAGAAGGAUCUGAUCGCGGCGGCAGCCGAUGACGUGAAGAGCCUCCUCGCCAAGCAGCAGCCUAAGCGGUGGGUGUCGACCCUGUGGCUGACGAUCACGUUCCGGAAGCUCGUGCGAGAAAUGUACCCCGGGGAUCAACGGGCGGCGGCGUUCCGCGCAUCCUUCAGACGUCGGACCAACAUCAAGAACAAGUCUGUUGAAGAGCGCCUGACAAAGAUAGAGCGCUUCCACCGACUGUUUCGCAAGCUCCCGCAAGAGUCGGUGCGGUACAGGGCGCCCGAUGAAUCGGACGUGUCGGCAAUUACGACGGUCACGGAGAGAGAGUCUAGAGUUCCUAUGUACGGUCAAUUCCAGCUCUGAGAGCGUUGGAAUGUGGAUCAAGCGGCUUUGGCAUUCGUGAACGGGCUGAUCGACACGUGGGACAAGAGAGGUGCGUUGCGGGUAGUAAUCUCGCAGCCCUUUCCUGGCCUAGAGAAAAGGCAGUGCAACAUGCAAGUCAUCUUUGGUCCGGGUGAGAAGGCCAUGCGAAUUUGGUGAUUUUCCGAGGUACGGGAAAGCGGAUCUCGCCGGUGGAGAGCCUCGUACCACGAGGACGUGGACGUGUUUUUCCAGGAGA
Molecule: messenger RNA, 1453 nt
Organism: Ectocarpus sp. CCAP 1310/34
Lineage: Eukaryota; Phaeophyceae; Ectocarpales; Ectocarpaceae
Source: the annotation of a GenBank genome assembly